Sphaeramia orbicularis (orbiculate cardinalfish) is the source of this 1634-nucleotide messenger RNA. It is a transcript of the gene nit1, whose product is annotated as nitrilase 1. Gene Ontology annotation, molecular function: hydrolase activity, acting on carbon-nitrogen (but not peptide) bonds, in linear amides. The record is from RefSeq and is a predicted model, not a curated record. NCBI's taxonomy places the organism in Eukaryota, Metazoa, Chordata, Actinopteri, Kurtiformes, Apogonidae. The coding region runs from base 103 to 1074 and encodes 323 amino acids. The transcript is spliced from 6 exons.
GAAGAAGAAGGAACCCAUGUGACUCCUGCUGUCAAGUGAAUAAUAAACCAAGCGGUAGUUUGUAACAUGGACUGAAGGAUAAGGGUGAUUCUGUUUGAUCCAAUGUUGACAUUCAGGUGCAUUUUGAAACCAUCUGUGCAGUAUUUGUCCUGUUCAUCAGCUCUCACACAGAGGAUCCACCUGCAGAACAGCCCUUGUUUGUGCAGGAUGUCCACGUCCCCUCAUCCACUGGCUGCUGUUUGUCAGGUGACGGCCACUCCAGACGUAGAAGCCAACUUCUCCGCCUGUAAACAGUUAGUGGAAGAGGCCAGAGGGCGAGGGGCCGGCAUGGUGUUUCUACCUGAGGGCUUUGAUUACAUCGGAUCCAGCAGAGAGGAGACACUGUCCCUGUCCCAGGAUCUGGAAGGAGACACAGUCUCACGAUACAAAGAGCUGGCCAGGAGGUUAGAUGUGUGGUUGUCUCUUGGUGGAUUUCAUGAAAGAGGACAAAACUGGGAGAGUGACCGAAGAAUCUAUAACAGUCACAUCAUAAUAAAUAAUACAGGUGACAUCGUUUCAGUCUACAGAAAAGCCCAUUUGUUCGAUGUGGAACUGACAGAUAAAGGAGUGUCCCUCAAAGAAAGUGCCUUCACCAUUCCUGGACCGUCCCUUGUACCACCAGUCCAAACUCCCAUUGGCAAGGUCGGCUUGGGCAUUUGCUAUGAUCUUAGAUUCCCUGAAUUAUCGAUAGCUUUGCAGAGACAGGGUGCUGACAUCUUGACUUACCCAUCAGCCUUCACUGUCGCCACAGGAGCAGCUCACUGGGAGGUGUUACUGCGAGCACGGGCGAUUGAGACCCAGUGCUAUGUCUUAGCGGCGGCUCAGGUGGGUCGCCAUCAUGACAAGCGCUCGUCAUACGGCCAUGCUGUGGCGGUGGACCCCUGGGGGGAGGUGGUGGGCGACUGCGGAGGGGAGAACCCGGGCCUAGUGAUGGUGGAGAUCAACCUGGACAAAGUGAGCAGCACCAGGAGGAACAUGCCGGUCCAACAGCACCGCAGAGACACCGGCUUUUACCACAGUCUGGAGAAGACGUGAACCAGAGAAAAGACCCCGUUUGAACAUCUGAGUUUAUUAAAAAGACAAUAAAUGAACGAGUAGGUUUGUCCUUUAUCACUACAGACUAAUGAGGUCUGACUUUAAUGAAUCUGGAGGAUAAGCUUCUGUGGAUGAUUAUUUCAGAUCAGUUGAAACAAAGUUGGAGCAUGGUUUAGAAUCAGAAUACUUUAUUAAUCCUUUAAGCGCCAAAGUUGCAGUAUGGCAUCAAGCACCAUAACUGAAUGAAACAACAGCUUUUUGAAAUCUACAUAUCAAAGUUGAAUAUUAAAAGAAAAAAAAACAAAACUACAGCCCCAAGAGGGUUAAUCCCAGAGGGGAAUUACUGCGUAUUAUAGGUGCUACAUUCAAGUAAUUAUAAAAAAAGUAGCAGGAAAGAAAUUAUCAAUGCAAUUAGAAUUACACAAUUAGAACAGGAAUUUGUACAAUAUGUACUAGACAACUAUCAAUAUGAUAAAGAAAUAGACAAAAGUGUGCAAAGAUAUUGUAUUGUUAAAAAUUAUGUGGUUAUAAUGAGGAAUUAAACAGUCAAUUUAUUGGUU